CUGGUGAGGAGAUGGAGGAAUAGAAACUGAAGUGUUCUUUUGGGUUGUGGAACAACUUAUCACCAGUUCAAGGAAGGGGUUGUGGAAUGGCCCAGGAUACUACAGGGCCGACACUGGACUUCAAAUAUUGGUUGGAUAAAGCUGUUGAGUGGGGUCAAGCCACCACUUCGGAAACCCAGAAAGAUGUCUGCCUUCACUUGCCCCAGCUGCAGGAGUUUCUACAGCAGACUUACGACACUUUGAAACAUAUGAAUUCAAUUGUAGCAAUUCAGCAGUUCCCUUUAAUUGGCCAGCUACUAGGAAGGCUUUGUUGGAAUCCUUUUGUUAUAGGAUAUGAUGAAAGCCAGAAGACUCUGAUGUGGUGCUUAUGUUGUCUGUACAGCAGUGAACCACAGAACCCUGUGGAAUUGAAGGCCAACAGCUGGAUACGGAGUUUGCUGUGCCAUCUCCUUUCAUGUUCUAAGUGGGAAAGUAAUGAAGCUGAAACCAGUACAUUCAUAUCAGCUCUUGGCUACACAUCGGCAGAUUAUUACUGUCACUUAGUCGAAAAAAUGGUCUCCUCAUUAGUAACAGAACUCACAGGAAAUCAAUCUAAUGGACUUACCGUUCAAGGGAGAGUUCCAGCCAGUCGUGUGAAUGCUGUGUCAGUUUUCUGUCUCCCUCUUAUUACUUUGCCUGAUAUAACUCCACUGCUGGAAACUCUUCUUCUUUACCAUGGAGGUGCAUCAAAGGAAGUUCUGAGCUCACAGUUCCUGGAGGCUGUGAAUGAUGCCUUUUUAAAGAAGAAAAUCUCCCUUUCUGAAUCAGCUGUCUUCAGUCUCUGGCUUCGUCACUUACCAAGCCUUGAAAAUGCUACGUUACACGUUUUAGACCAGCUGGUUUCCAUUCAGAUGAAUUCACUGGAAGAAGUGGCUUGUGUCAUAAAAGAUUCGUUUCUGCCACAAGCAGCAAGCCAUCCUGCCAUUUUCAGAAUUGUUAACGAAAUCUUCAAGAAUGCACUGCUGGAAACUGAUGGAACUCCAGAAGUUAUGACCAUAAUACAGGUGUUUACACAACUCUUCGUUCAGGUUCACCAGAAUGAAAACAAGCAGCAUAAAUUUCCACUGAAGGCCUACUUCCCUCACCAUCACCAGCCCCUUGUAAUAGCUUUCCUGAGACGUCCUUUUGAAUUGCCAGCUACACACUGGUCUCAACACUUGACACACAUUUCCAAUAUGCUCAGAGCCUUAGUAGAAGACACAAACACUAGUUCCUCUGACCUUUUAGAAAUCUGGUUUUUGGUUGCUUGUUUUGGAGAGUGGCUGGAUAUUGCAGCAGAACAGUUGCUGAAGGCUGCUGUAGAACCAGAUGCUUUGCUGUGGCUGUUGGCAUUUUACUACUGUCCUCAGAAUGAAAACCAACAAAGGAUUCAAACAAUGACAGAAGCUCGAGCAGUCUACAACCAUCUAAUGAUGCUCUGCAACUCGACUACCCUUUCUGUCAGAGAUCUGCAGGCAGCUGUAAACAAUGUAACAGAUACAGAGCAAUGCUAUACCCAGCAUCUUACAACACAUCUUCUUACCAACUUUUUACUAUUUUCCUCCGGUGGACGUAUGAUUGCCCAUGAAUUUAUUUCCCAUAUUACUGAGACAACUGAUAUAAGCAAGGAAGUCCAUAGCCUUCUUAUCCGUACUGUGUACAGAAUUAACCAAAAUGGAGAAGAAAACCAAAAGACUGUGAAGCUGCUGAAUGGACUUCUUCAAAAAUUUAACAUUUAAAGUUUAGGUUUUUAACGUCAUCUCCUUAUCAAGCCAACAAAUCAGGUCUUUAAUCAGGUGUCAGCCUUUCAUGAACAUCUUGCAUUGCUAGUUAGCAAGGUUAGAAGAAAAAUCUAUCGUAGCAUUCUGACUUAAGGAUAGCCCAUUACUUUUUCUUCCCUCAUAUAUUUGAAAAUGUAUUUGUUUUGAAAUGUAGCCUAUUAGAACAUAAGAGAAAGUGUGAAAGAUGGUUGAAAACUUUGUUCUCAUCUCUCCUUGUUUUACAAGAGACCAAUGUCAUUUAAAGCAGCUUACUCAUCUUGUUGUUUAUCUGGCUGUGGAUCUAUUUUUCUCCCAAAUUACUCAUGGUUUUAUUAGCAAAUUGUAUCCAAUUGUUUGGUUGGUAAGUUGUUCCUAAAAUGUUUUGUUCUACAAUUCUGCUUUUAUAAGACUAGCGAUGAUCUCAAGUGAGAGUUAAUGAUUCAUGGUGAAUGCACUCCGUGUUCUCAGGAAACCAACAGUGUUUCCUGAACUCUUUAAUUCUUUUUGAAAACAUUUCCAAAAUAAAACUCCUCUCAGAUCUGGUAAGUGAUUAACUAACAGUACUGCAGCUUUCACAGGACAGUGUUCUCUCCAAUGUGCUCUCUCUCCAAGAGCUGGUCUCUGUCAACAGAUAGAAGGUUUCUCUCAGUAAAGCCUAUUUUCAGUGUGUAGAAACUGAUGCUGUUGUUUAUUUCUUUAAGAAAUCUUUUUCUAUGUUUUUUUUUUUUUUUCGUAGAGACAAAAUAGGGCAAACACAACAUAAGUGUAAGGAAACUUUCUAGUCUGAAGGCCAAAUUUCCUAAAGAAAGCAUACAGUCACAACUCAUCUCCUCCCUUUUCUGUGUCCAGAGGUACAGUUUGCUUGCUUACAUCUAUCUGUGUGUCAUUUGUCUGAUGAGGAGAACGUUGAGAGGGAAUAAUGCCUUAGUGUUUUACACUUAGGAAAGUACUUAUCCCAAGAAGUGUUGUGAACAUGUUUCUAGCUUAUCUAGACAACUAAGAAUGAAGAAUGGUAAUGGUAGAGCACCCUAACACAUUUCAGUCAUUUCUUCUCAUGUAUUACCUAUCUAGCUUUAAUGUCAACACUUAUGCUGUGUUCAAAGAUAUGCCUUGGUAUAUUAUUCUUGCAUAGAAUAUGGAGGUACGUGUCUUAAAUUACUACAGCUUUAUGGGUGUAGCAUUUGUUUUUGAGCAAGGGAGAAGAAAAACAAUGUUCUUAGUAUCCUUUGGCUGCAAGAAGUGGAAGAAUAGUCUGUAAGUGUUCUUACAAUUUUGUUCCCAGUGAGUCAUAUCAGACUAAAUUACAGAAGUUACGUGUCCUCUGAGUGAAUUUAUUAAUAUGGUUGUAAUAUUUGACUCCAGCAUAUGAAGACAUAAUAAAUAUUUAAUAUAAGCCUGUGAAGAACACUGCUUUUUCUCUUUUUGGAUUAAAAAUAGUUCUGAAUAAAAAA
Molecule: messenger RNA, 3229 nt
Organism: Oxyura jamaicensis (ruddy duck)
Lineage: Eukaryota; Metazoa; Chordata; Aves; Anseriformes; Anatidae
Gene: FANCC
Product: FA complementation group C
Exons: 15
Coding region: 87-1757 (556 amino acids)
Biological process (GO): interstrand cross-link repair; cellular response to oxidative stress; nucleotide-excision repair
Cellular component (GO): Fanconi anaemia nuclear complex
Source: RefSeq, a predicted model, not a curated record